AGCCAGAUAAUAAUCAAAUAAUUUGGAUAGUCUAAUCUGAAUUGCUAACUAAUGUUUUAAGUGCCUGCGCAUCAUCGUCACGCCCGAGCAGAGUAUCAAAGUUGUUGUCGUCGAGGAUUCUACGCUUCCUCGUUUUCACAUAGAGGUUUGGUAGAAUCCAACCCGACUUGUAGAUAUACGAUACGUUGAGACUGUACCGUUGAUCUAGGGCCGUUUUCGCUAUUCCAAACCGUUGAUAUGACGAAAUAGAAGGAUGAAGUUGGCUGCCUCAAAAAUCUUAAAAUUUGAGAUCUUAUACAUUUGUUUUAAUCUACGGCCCACAAAGCAACGAUCUAAUGGACGGUUCGUAUUCGAUGGAAAAUUUAAAACAAUCAAAUUACUUAAAUAUUGUAGUCGGAAGAUUUCAAUGGCAGCAUCGUGAGUUCCAUCUUUUAAACGGUCUAGAUCACCGAACGCGAUCCAAGAUCCAACGGAUAUAGUCCCCGACGCAUGCUAUAGAAAUACGUCGAGAUGUAUUCUAGAAAACCACUAACGCUUUUCGCGAGUUGCCAUUCUCUUCGGUGGAAAUCGAGAAAUCGAGAAAUCGAGAGAGCUUGUUCGUCCCCAAAACCUCCCGCCGAGACUGUAAUUUUCAGUCCCUAAAAUACCCCCAGAAGAUUUCUCUUCAAUCUUCUACCUCGGGAUUCCCGCCAUCUUCCCUCCAUUUGUGGUGUUACUCUCUGCAACAACAGCAGCAAAGAUGAGGUGGGCCACACAUGCACACCGAAUGCUUCUAGCCAUCCGUUUUCCGUAUGGAGUGACCUGUCUGAUGGUUGAACCUGCAUAUCUUUUACAUAUGGUAGGGACCAUCUGAUGGAUGGUUCAAUUGUUCUGCCUGAACCCAUUUUUCAUUUUUGAUGAUAAUUCAACAAUGAGAUGCAUCCUCACCUUUCUAUGGGAAAAAGGAGAUAUCAAUCACUACACAAGGAAGAUGUCUCAUUCAAAUUUGUGCAUACAAAGGCCAUUUCCAGGAGUCUGAUUGGUAUGCAAUGGUAAUCCGUUCUCUCAGGACGUGCCUAGAAUCAUGAUAUAGGCUUUUACAUGAAACCAUGGCCUCAAAAGGUCCUAGGCCUAAACUUGAUCAUGACACAAGAGCUAAGAAACAAAAGGCUCUUGAUGCUCCUAGAGGACCUCUUCGUCCCAAAACACAUUGGGAUCAUGUUUUAGAGGAGAUGAUUUGGUUAUCGAAGGACUUUGAAUCAGAGAGAAAAUGGAAAUUGGCUCUGGCAAAGAAGGUCGCUAUAAGAGCCAGCAAGAACAUGCUGGACCAAGCCACAAGGGGAGAAAAGAAAGUCAAGGAAGAAGAGCAGCGGUUGAGAAAAACUGCACUCAAUAUUUCUAAGGAUGUGAAGAAGUUCUGGAUGAAGAUAGAGAAGCUGGUGCUGUACAAACAUCAGCUGGAGCUUGAUGAAAGAAAGAAACAGACGCUUGAUAAGCAGCUUGAUUUUCUUUUAGGUCAGACUGAAAGGUACUCUACAAUGCUAGCAGAAAAUCUUGGAGACAUGCCAUUUCCUCACAAAACACUGCAUUCAGAGUCUACUACGGAACAUCAGGCCGAUCUGAACAGAGAAGGCAAUGAAAGAGGUCUUCCAGGAAGCACAGAACAUCCUGAAUCUCAGUCAGGCAAUGUGGAGAUUGAUGGGGACUAUGGUAUACAAUCUGAAGAUGAAUCAGAAGACGAUGAACAUACCAUUGAAGAGGAUGAAGCUCUUAUAACGGAGGAAGAACGGAGAGAAGAAUUGGCAGCUCUGCAAGAUGAAGUAGAUCUACCACUUGAGGAACUUCUCAAGCGAUACGCUACGAACAAAGUCUCAGUUAGCAGGGAAGGAAGCCCAGAAAGUGAUGAAGAUGCAGCUGAAUCAGUCAAGAACAGAAAAUAUCUGACUAAGGAUGAUGGGAACCAAGUAAAUGGCUCGUUAACGCCCAAGCUUCUUGAGAAGCGGUUGUAUACAAAUAGUCUUCUGUCAUUGUGGGAAGACCAUCAACCUGUUGGUGGGGAGAUUGAUGCAAAUAACGCAGCCCCUGCUUCCACUCAGCACCUUGGAGAAAAUAAUGGUGAAGUCUUCAAGUCAGAGAAGCAUAUUUCAGUAGCUAAGACAUAUCAAUCCAAACUUCAUUCAAAGGGUUGCUGGACAUCUGAUGAAGAAUAUGAGCCACUUGAUUUUCGUGAUGAGCUGAAUGAUGGGGAUUAUGUCCUUGGUACUGGAGAAGAAAAGGAUGAUGAGACGACCUUGUCUGAGGAGGAGGAGCUGUCAAAGGAAGAAGCAAAUGACCCCAUGGAUGAGAUCAAGUUACUGCAACAGGAGAGCGAGAUGCCUGUAGAAGAGCUGCUUGCAAGGUAUAAAAAGGAUGGCUUCACUGAUGAAGACACCCAGGAAUGUGCAUCCCCAGCUUCUGAGGACGAUCAUUCAGCAGAUCAGGACAUUGGACUGAAAAGCCGUAGUGUUUCUGUGCAUGAAAGUGCAGCUGAAAAAGCCGAAUUGGGUGACAUCAAGGAAGUACAUCUUGUUACAAAGGAAAUGGAAGUGAAACCCGAUAAAAAAUCUGAAGGAAAGGAGAGUGAAAGUAUAAUAGCUGAUGCAGCUGCUGCUGCCAGAUCAGCACAACCUACUGGUAACACGUUCUCAACAACCAAAGUGCGUACAAAGUUUCCAUUCCUUCUCAAGUACCCUCUCCGUGAGUACCAACAUAUUGGUUUGGAUUGGCUUGUCACAAUGUAUGAGAAGAGACUCAAUGGAAUUCUAGCUGAUGAAAUGGGCCUGGGGAAGACAAUAAUGACAAUUGCUCUUCUAGCACACCUUGCAUGUGAAAAGGGAAUAUGGGGACCGCACCUCAUAGUUGUCCCAACAAGUGUUAUGCUCAACUGGGAAACUGAGUUUCUUAAAUGGUGCCCAGCUUUUAAAAUUCUGACCUACUUUGGAAGCGCAAAAGAGCGGAAGUUUAAAAGGCAGGGUUGGUUAAAGGCCAACUCCUUCCAUGUAUGUAUCACAACUUACAGGCUUGUUAUUCAGGACGCAAAAGCAUUCAAGCGGAAGAAGUGGAAAUACCUGAUUUUGGAUGAAGCCCAUUUGAUAAAGAACUGGAAAUCCCAGAGGUGGCAAACUCUGUUAAACUUCAACUCAAAGCGGCGAAUUUUAUUGACAGGGACGCCUCUGCAGAAUGACCUCAUGGAGCUUUGGUCUCUGAUGCAUUUCUUAAUGCCGCACAUAUUCCAAUCACAUCAGGAAUUCAAGGAUUGGUUCAGUAAUCCCAUUUCUGGGAUGGUGGAAGGACAGGAAAAGGUAAACAAGGAAGUUGUCGAUCGCUUGCACAAUGUGCUCCGUCCUUUCAUACUCCGCCGGUUGAAAAGGGAUGUGGAGAAGCAACUCCCAAAGAAGUACGAACAUGUAAUAUAUUGUAGGCUCUCAAGAAGGCAGCGGAACUUGUAUGAAGAUUUUAUUGCCAGCUCUGAAACACAAGCGACAUUGGCAAGCGCAAAUUUUUUCGGGAUGAUUAGUGUUAUAAUGCAGCUCCGUAAGGUUUGCAAUCAUCCAGAUCUUUUCGAAGGCCGUCCGAUCAUAAGCUCAUUUGACAUGGGCGGGAUUGACCAUCAACUGAGUUCUUCUGUUUGUACAAUCCUUGCUUCUGAUCCAUUCUCUACAGUUGACCUGACAGGUUUAUCAUUUCUAUUUACUCAUCAUGAAAGCAGCAUGACUUCUUGGGAGAGUGAUGAGUUACUAGCCAUUGGUACCCCAUCAAGUUUAAUUGAGGAGGUUCUUGAUCCAGAGACUCAUGAGAAAGUGGGACCUAGUUAUAGGACUCAUGACUGUGUAAGGAAAACGCGUGGGACCAACAUUUUUGAAGAGAUUCAAAAGGCACUUCGCGAAGAGAGAGUGAAGCAGAUAAGAGAAAGGAUAGCAUCCAUUGCAUGGUGGAAUACAUUACGGUGCCGAAAGAAGCCCGUUUAUGGUACAAAUCUGAAUGAGCUGGUUACCAUUAAGCAUCCUGUUUUCGAUAUUCAUCAGCAGAAAAGUAAUCCUUCCUGCUACAUGGACUUCUCAUCGAAGCUUGGUGAUAUUGUCCUGUCUCCGAUGGACCGCUUUGAAACGCUGCUUAACCUGAUUGAAUCAUUUAUGUUUUCGAUUCCAGCAGCACGAGCCCCUCCACCUUUUUGUUGGUGCAGUAAAACAGGAGCCCCCGUUUUUAUGCACCCAGCUUUUAAGGAAAAAUGCACAGAGGUCUUCGCUCCUCUUCUUUCACCCAUUAGACUUGCCAUUGUCAGGCGGCAAGUGUAUUUUCCUGACAGGCGACUCAUACAGUUCGAUUGUGGUAAGCUUCAGGAGCUUGCUGUCCUUCUGAGGCGUUUGAAAUCGGAAGGCCACAGGGCAUUGAUAUUCACUCAGAUGACAAAGAUGCUUGAUACCCUUGAGGCAUUCAUUAACUUGUAUGGUUACACGUAUAUGCGUUUAGAUGGUUCUACUCAACCAGAGGAGAGGCAGACGUUGAUGCAGCGGUUUAAUACAAACCCGAAAUUUUUUCUUUUUAUUUUAUCAACUCGGAGUGGUGGUGUUGGUAUUAACUUGGUUGGGGCUGAUACAGUCAUUUUUUAUGACAGUGACUGGAAUCCAGCAAUGGACAACCAAGCACAAGAUAGGUGCCACAGAAUAGGGCAAACCCGAGAAGUGCAUAUUUAUCGACUAAUUAGUGAGAGUACAAUUGAAGAGAAUAUACUGAAGAAAGCAAAUCAGAAGCGGGCACUUGAUGACUUGGUCAUACAGAGCGGUGGUUACAACACUGAAUUCUUUAAAAAGCUUGAUCCAAUGGAAUUGUUCUCAGGUCAUGGAACACUUCCUAUUGAAAAUCUGCAAAAAGGACGAUCAACUGGGAUUGAAAUUUCUGACAGCAGGGUGGAGGAUCAUUUAUCAAAUGCAGAUGUUGAAGCUGCUUUAAAAUAUGCAGAAGAUGAAGCCGAUUAUAUGGCCUUGAAGAAAGUCGAACAGGAAGAGGCUGUGGACAAUCAGGAGUUCACUGAAGAGGCCAUUGGGAGAUUAGAAGAUGAGGAUCUUGUAAAUGAAGAUGAUAUAAAGCCUGAUGAAAAGAUUAGUGAAGUGAACACUAGCUCGACUGCCAUUGUAAGUAAGGACACUGAUAGCACCUUGAAUGGGGGUAACUCGAAUGAAGAAAGAGCUCUUACUUUGGCCAUGAGAGAGGAAGAUGUCGACAUGCUGGCUGAUGUCAAGCAGAUGGCGGCAGCAGCAGCUGCUGCAGGACAAGCAAGUUCGUCUUUUGAAAAUCAACUCCGGCCAAUUGAUAGGUACGCGAUGCAAUUCCUGGAACUGUGGGACCCAAUAAUAGACAAAUCUGCAAUAGAAUCCCAAGUGACAUUUGAGGAAGCAGAAUGGGAACUGGAUCGUAUUGAGAAAUUCAAGGAAGAUUUAGAAGCUGAGAUCGAUGAAGACGAGGAACCUUUAUUAUAUGAAAGAUGGAAUGCUGAUUUUGCAACUGAGGCAUACCGGCAGCAAGUUGAAGCCUUAGCUCAGCGUCAGUUGAUGGAGGAACAAGAAGCUGAAGCUAAAGAGAUUGAAGAUGCAGAUGAUGAUGGAAACGAAACUGUUACCAUUGAGCAUAAACGUAAGACGAAAAAGAAGACGAAGAAGACGAAAUUCAAAUCUUUAAAGAAAGGAGCUCUAGCAUCAGAAUCAGAAUCGUUUCUUGAGGAACCAUCAAUUGAAGUAGAACCCAUUUUCACUGAAGACAAGGUUAUCAGUCCUGAGGCUCACUCUCCAGACACUGCACCACAUUCACCACCUCUUAAGAAGAAGUGUAAGAAGUCUCUAGCAGCACCUGAAGAGGAAGAAAAUAUCUCAAGGAAAACUUCAAAGAAACCCAAGAAGGCUCACGACAAAAAACCUAUGGUUGAUUCCGGCACUUCAGAUAAGCAGAAUGCGGGAUCCAAAGGAUUAAAAUCUGGUGAGGUAGUGAUUGAUCUUGAACUCAAACCAGCUAGCAAGAGCAAGAUGGGAGGGAAGAUCUCUAUAGCAGCCAUGCCGGUCAAACGCGUUUUGCUGAUCAAACCUGAGAAGUUGAAGAAGAAGGGAAACAUUUGGUCAAAAGAUUGUAUUCCUUCACCAGAUUCUUGGUCACCGCAGGAGGAUGCCAUAUUGUGUGCUGUUGUGCAUGAGUACAGUGCAAACUGGAGCUUGGCAAGUGACGUGCUUUAUGAUAUGCCUGCUGGUGGGCUUUACAGAGGGAGGUUCCGCCACCCUGCCCAUUGUUGUGAGAGGUACAGGGAGCUGUUUGUGAAAUGUGUUUCGUCAACAACGACAGACCACCCUCACAAUGAGAAGACUGGUUCUGCUGGUUCUGGAAAGGCUCUCCUUAAAGUGACAGAGGAUCAUAUUCGGACACUACUUGAUGUGGCAAGUGAACAGCCUGAUAAUGAACUGCUUCUACAGAAGCACUUUACAGCCAUACUCUCUUCGGUGUGGAGAGCGAAAUCCCGUGUUGACCAACGUCAAAUCACGUCAUUUUCCCGUAAUGGUGUUUAUUCUAACAGAAAGUUUUUCUCUGCUGCAAAUGAGAACCCCGCAAAAUCUAGAAGCGAACAGGAAAAGAGGAACUUGGCAAUUUUUGGCCAGAAGAGUAAGUUAGUAGCGGCUGCACUCAACGAUGCUUAUUACAGAGAACUCCGAGAGGAGCCGUUGCUUCAGCCCACCCAGCUAGAAGCUCUAGCCAUGGCAGAACGAAUGGAAAUAACAUUGGAGUUUCAGAACAACCAACGUGACCCGGGAAUCCCUCUUCCAUCGACCAUUAGUCUGACAGUAUCUAGCUCAGGUCCACUACAGUCGGUGGUUGAACCACUGGGAGGAAGUAUGCUACCAGAAUCUUCUCGCAAUGUUGCUGAAAAUCGUUUCAGGAUGGCAUCAAAGGCUUGUUUUGAAGGUGAAGGCAUGGGCUGGGCAUCAUCAGCUUUUCCCACCUGUGACAUUGUUAGAUCCCGAUCCGGUUCAAAACCACAGUUGCUAGGGAAGCACAAGGCCUCCUCUGAUUCACUCAAGUCUCCAAAAUCCAAGCUCCCAAGAACUAAAGAACCAAACAUAGAGCCUUCCCCUGCUAGCAAACUAGCUCCUCCAUCUCCUGUAACAGCUUCAACAGAUACCACCUGGAAUCUCAAUCUACCGCCCUUCAUUCUUGCAACUGGGAACGAGGAUUUUCCUGGCUCUGGCGUGCAUGACUUUUCUCCAACAAGAAAAUACUUCGAAUAUAUUCCAGAUCAGUACGAUCCAGGCUUCUUUGCGGACCUUGAUGAUUGUUUGUUGUUUUCGGAUGAAAUCACAGAUGUCGGAUGAGGCUCCUUCAAGAGGUCAUGUUUAGUAAAUCACUUGUUGGGGAACAGGCCAUUGGGCCCCACCUUUACACUGGCACAGGUGAUCCAAAACCCGAAGCUGCAGUGAUUGGGUGGCUGCAGAUUUUGUUGGAGAAGAGGAUGUGGAUGGCAUUGCUCGCAUGUGGGUGUCAACAUGUAAGGAUUUGGGUGCACAGGGGUGUAUAAUAGUAGGCGCGGGAGGGUUUGGAAAAUGUAAAAUAUUUCCCUUUCCAAGCCAUUUUGGGAAGAUUGUAAUUUUAUUGCCACUGGGAAAAUCUGAUUUCUGGUUUUCCUGGCUGGUUGCAAACUGGAAAUUUUUGCUGGGUUUGUCCCCAAAAGAAAGAGGUAUGAAAAUGGUUACCAUCCAAUCUGCAAGAUGAGAUCGGUUGAGGAUUUUCAUUUUUA
Molecule: messenger RNA, 7789 nt
Organism: Magnolia sinica
Lineage: Eukaryota; Viridiplantae; Streptophyta; Magnoliopsida; Magnoliales; Magnoliaceae
Product: protein PHOTOPERIOD-INDEPENDENT EARLY FLOWERING 1-like
Exons: 23
Coding region: 1089-7367 (2092 amino acids)
Cellular component (GO): Swr1 complex
Molecular function (GO): histone binding; ATP hydrolysis activity; ATP binding
Source: RefSeq, a predicted model, not a curated record